UACUAAUAAUACAAUAGGUCAUUCUAGCCUUCUUGAUAUUCUCCUGGUUCAGCUUCGUCACCACUAUAUUCACGAUCUUUUUCGUACGUAAAAGUAUGAUGGAGGAUCUGCUGAAUGAUUUCGACAAUAUACUCGUUAGCUAUGCCUCGGUCCUCCGAAGAUUCUUUCUGCGUUGGAAGAAUACUGACUAUCCCGGUCCUGGCAUCUCGAAGCAAGCGUGCUCUCGAGGACUCAUCAUGCUGAGCGACCAGCAGCUGGUGACAGGAACGGCAAUCCUCGUGGUGUCCUUUGCGAAACACAAAUCCAUGACCCAAUAUCACUUCGAAAUAGCAUGUACCCUGGCCUGGAUGGCCUACGCCGUUCAUGAUACCAUUAUCGUCGCUGCCCUCGACCACAUUCGCGCCCAUCCUGAAAUGAGAUGGUGGCGAGCCCUGUGGAUAUCUAUUCUUUUCCCCAUGCUUUUCGUAUCGCAACUGGUGACAUUCCAUGACAAGUUCCUUUAUGUAUGGGGUAACAGUAUUCAAUACAUUUGGGACGACAUGGAAUCCGGAUAUCCGCGAGUCAGUCUUUUCCUCCUAGUGGUCCUUGUUCUCAUGGUGCACGGCUACAUCAACACCAUGUACUCGCUUUAUCCUGAAUACCUCAUGUGGGUGGGUGUCGUGGGAAGCUACGUUAGUUGCGCGCUCAGGUCCCCGGGUAUUCUUUACUUGAUUGUGAAAAGCAAAUAUGAGGCAAGCCCACGGUCACAGAAACCGCUCUGGUUGGCUCUCAAAGCCACCACCUUCUUUCUCUUCAUUAUUUUCUUUUCCAUUUAUCAAAUCGUGGACUCUACGCUGUUCUCCACAGUCCGACUUUACAUCGUACUCAUUUGGGGCACUAUGUACCUCGUCGAACUCAAGGGUCGUGCCCCUCGCGAGGGCCUACAAGGCAGUGAGAACGAAUGGGGAUUCGGGCAAAUUCUACCCAUUGUUCUUUUGGCGUUAACUUUCUUCGGUAUAGGAGAGGUUUAUCAUCGCGAUUUUUCGAACGCAAAAUCGAUGUCGGAUGACUCUUUUCAAGAGGGAGAAGUAGCAAGGAGCGAUACUUUACCUGAGGAAGGUACCAAGAAAGACCCGCUAACACUACUUGAAAAGUCUCUACUUGGUUUUGCUCUGUAUAGACUCUUUCUUGUGGUUUCGGCUGCGGCGAUGCUUGCUGGGUUCACUAAGCUUGCUGUUGUUGAUGGUUAUGUGGUCUAGCCUGGCUUUCUUUCCUUUUCUUCCUUCCUUUUUUCAUAUAUAUAUAUAUAUAUAUAUCCUUUUACGGUCUUCUGUUGCAUUGUUUACGCAAUGUUUCAGACGCCUU
Messenger RNA from Aspergillus steynii IBT 23096, 1344 nucleotides. RefSeq lists its product as uncharacterized. Lineage: Eukaryota; Fungi; Ascomycota; Eurotiomycetes; Eurotiales; Aspergillaceae. Bases 96 to 1238 code for a protein of 380 amino acids. The transcript is spliced from 2 exons. The record is from RefSeq and is a predicted model, not a curated record.